AUUUCCCGAAUCGCAGAUCCGCCGAAACGGAGAACGGGACUCUACACGCGAUUCGAUUGGGACAAGUGGGCGAACGGAGGAACGGACGAAACGCAGGAAAGGGUUUUUAGAGUUGGGCAUCGGCCGGAGAGGAGCCAGUGCGCGUUCAACCACCAGCAACGUCUGAACGACCCGAUCAACUGAAUCACCGAUCGCAUCCGCAUCUGAUCCUGCUCUCUCCCAGAGCUCCGAAGCUUCACCGAAAACCUACACAAGCAAUAAUGCGCCAUGUGUCCGGAGUCCUGGUGGCAGGUGGUCAAAGCGGCGGCGGCAGCAUAUGGUUAUGGAGUGUCGUAUUAGCCUGUUGCCUCGAAGCGGCCCUUUUGCCAGCCGUCGUCGCCGAGGACAUCGCCCCCGUCGCCCCCAUCUCACGAUCCGACUCAAUCGACGACAAUCCACAGCUGAACGAAAUAUCGAAACGGGACUGGCAUAAGGAGCUGAAAAUUUGGGGGAAGAGGGCUUGGAACGGGUUGCAUGGUGGAUGGGGUAAACGCAGCGUUCCAAACUACGACGACCAAAUGAUGCCGUACGAUUCACCUUCCCUUGUGGAGAAACGGGCUUGGAACAGACUUCAGAACGGUUGGGGCAAAAGAAUGGCACCAGACGAUGAGUUGGCGGUGAACCAGUUGGCAUCGAUGUUCGAAAGGGAUCCGCAAAUGGAACAACCGUACACGGAAUUCGGACCGGAGGCAGAAAUCGACGGCAUCGAAGAGGAGAAACGUAACUGGCAACAGUUCAACAGUGGAUGGGGCAAACGGAACAACUGGAACAAAAUGCGUGGUGCUUGGGGAAAACGGGAGCCCGCCUGGUCGAAUCUGAAAGGAAUGUGGGGAUAGAGCGGCGUACCAAAUGAAAUUUCAAAGUAAUGUAGAUUAAAUAAAUAACAUCAAUAAACAUGACUUAUUUAAGGACCUUAUUGUUAAUUUUUAGUAUGUUAAUAAUUGUAUAUUAAAAAUAUUAUUACAUUUUAAGAAUUAAAGAAAAAUGUGUUGAAUUAUUUUUGAGGACAUUUGUAAUUAUAUCCAAAGUACCAUGUAUCUAAUAUAUUAUGUAUACAUUAAGGAACCGUGUACUUCUGUGGAAAAUAAAAUUAUAUCUAGCAUCUCUCCGUAA
This is a messenger RNA of Aethina tumida (small hive beetle), 1152 nucleotides long. It is a transcript of the gene Mip, whose product is annotated as prothoracicostatic peptide. The transcript has 6 exons. Lineage: Eukaryota; Metazoa; Arthropoda; Insecta; Coleoptera; Nitidulidae. The coding region runs from base 261 to 875 and encodes 204 amino acids. The record is from RefSeq and is a predicted model, not a curated record.